AUGUUGAAAGUGCCGUCCACGGCGAAGCAAAGGAUACAGGUAGAAACGUUGACUUUCUGCAUUAAUAACCGGCGUUUGGUUUACAGCUUUCCUGAUAUAAUCGAAGUGUACACCGAAAAGAAAAAUGGCGGUGUAUUUGAAGGAAUGAGUUCCGUCCGGCAUUUAUUUCUGUCACUCUAUCUAACUUUCUAUUUCUCUAAUUUUCGCUAUCUAUCUAUCUAUCUAUCUAUCUAUCUAUGUCAUUCGGUUCAAAUCUGUCUUAUUCUGUUCAUAUCUAUCUACCUAUCUAUCUCUUGCCUUACAACAUCUAUCUAUUUCAUCUAUCUCCUUCUAUUCAUAUAUUUCUAUCUAUCUAUCUAUCUAUCUAUCUAUCUAUCUAUAUCACUGUUCAAAUCUGUCUUAUUCUGUUCAUAUCUAUCUACCUAUCUAUCUAUCUAUUUACUAUUCUAUUCUACUUACUGUAUUCCGCCAUCACACGAGUUCUUUUAUCGUUUCAUGCGUGUUUGGGAAGGAGGAGGGAAAAACUCACCGGCAACCGACUGUGGUAUUGAUUCGUUUAAAAUUGCUUUGAUUUUUUUUACUUUUUUCUCUGUUGUGUUAUUUCUUCAUCAUUCCUCUUGUUCAUUUUCCAUUUAUCUUCUAUUUGCUUUGAAUUCUUUCUUUUUUCCCUUUCUUUUUCAUUUUCAUUCUCUCUCAUUCUUUCUUUACUGCUUUUUUCUUAUUUGUUUCUUUCCUUCUUCAAUGUCGCUUCUUUUUCUUCCGAUUACAUCUUUAGACUUUUUCUUUUCUUUUUUCUUCCAUUUGUCUUUCCAAUCUUGA
Molecule: messenger RNA, 819 nt
Organism: Acanthosepion pharaonis
Lineage: Eukaryota; Metazoa; Mollusca; Cephalopoda; Sepiida; Sepiidae
Source: the annotation of a GenBank genome assembly